AUGAACCACAUCGAUGUGUGCAAAAAGUACCGUCUUAGAAAGACCGAUCUGUGUGGAGGAUAUUCCAUAUCACCAUGGAGAGUAGACACAAAUGGUGAAAAAAACUGCACCGAACGAAGAAGGACGAACCAUCAACGGGAUGGAAGCAGAAGUGGUUUAGCGUCCAAACAAAAAGGAUUAGAUGGACAGAAAAAAAAAAACUCCUUUCCCCCAGUCGGCACAAUUCUUAAUAGAUCUAUGCUGGACAAAGGAAUUGAAACAAUUUGGAAUUUUCUAAAAAGGGAUGAAGACAAUUCCGUGGAUUUGUUCAACAUCGAUGUUUAUUCAUCCUUGACAGAAAGAGGAAAAGAAAAAUUUCAAAAAAUUAUUUUACCUUACCUCUUAUACAACGCGCAGAAAGUGGAUGGACUAAAAAAUAUUUUAUUCGAAGAUGAGGCUAAUCCAAGUGGUCACUUCCACUUUAAGAAUGCGUGCCAGGUGAAGAGAGUAGCUAACGAGAAUGACUUGUGCUUGCUGGCAAAAUGGGAAGGGGCAAUUAGUUUGGAGAUGAAGGAACACCCCCCCGAAAUGUUGGUUAUAUCGAGAAAGGCCUUUUUUAAGAUAAUACAGAGGGAAUGCUUUGCUAAAGAUGGAAUAAAACGUAAGAAUGAUGUGCUACUAAGGACGGUCCUACAAAUGGGGAAAUAUAAGGAGGUGUUCUUUUCCAAUAAUGGGGGGAAUGAUCUUCUACGGGGAGACAUUUCAGAGGGGUACAUUACCCUUUCCGAUUGGAAGAAGUGGAGCAAGCCGAGCUGCAAAACGGGAGAACCUCCCCUCUUGAGGGAAGACUACCAUGUGAUGGAAAAGGAAAAUGUGCUCAAUGAUGUCAUCCACGAGAGCAUAAUGCUGUUGUCGAAAAGUAGUGGACUCAGACGUAGCGCAGAAAAGGACCCAUCAAAGGGCAAACUUAAGAGGAGAAAAUUCACUCAAAUGAGGUGCUCCAGAAGGGAAAAGAAAUGUGCCGACCCGAUGAGAAUAUUGAAGGCGUUCCUAAAAAAGGACGCCAACGGGGUAGGGAACAACAGAGCGCUAAGCGAACUGCGUGAAUGCACCUUUCAGCCGAAUGUUCGCAAGUUUGUGGAGGACGAAAUGAAACGCAUGGCACGAGAAAAAACGCGCGAGAGGGAGAAAAAUGGGGAGAUGCACAUCAAAGCGGGUAUCGAUCUUUGUGUCGAUGCAAAAGCUGAACUGGAGGGUCUGUUCAAACGGGCAGGUGGUCACAUAAUAAGCGAUGUGCACAAACUCCUGUUGGAAGAGUCCUCAACCGAGCAGGCGAAUGGAGGGAUGGAAAAUGAGCACAUCGCGAAGUAUCUGCAAACGUGCUGUCUGUCCUACGGGGUUGAUAUGGAAAAAGAGUCAAAACAAAGUACAUAUAAGCGUCACAAUACCACGCGGCAACCAACUCACAGGGAGAGCAGGAAUAUAUGGCGCAGCAGGACACCAAAGAAAAGUAAUAAUCCUUUCGAAGCAACCAUGAUGGGUACGCGAAAAACUGCUAAUGUUAGAACUCCUAAUGGGAAAAGUGCCUGGGCUGAUGGACUUCGCGGAGGCUACCUAAGUAAUUACUUUAACUUCUCAGUUGUGGAAAAAAAGGGUCCACUGUGCGGGUUGGCUACCUGCAAAUCCGAUUACAGUAGGGACAUACGACUGCAUGGCCGAAGGCUAAAAACGAAAGUUGUACCUAAUGUGGACUUAUCGAAUGACAUGCUUCCUUCGGCCUUUUCAAAUGCAAAUUGUCUUGCCGAGGGGUCGCUUUUAUCAAGUUGUAAUACCAGGGUUGAUGAUGCCAAGAACAAAAUUGACGACGCCAGGACCAUCAACGUCAACCGUGGUGGGAAAAAAAAACAACCAUCCUGGGGUAGUCAACCUUUUCUUCCAUUUCACAACAGUGGAUUGGCAAGUGCAAAAUGGGAAUCUCAAAAUGUGAGAGCUGAGAUGAGCAAUCAGCUGGGCGGAAAAGUAACCGGAGGGUGUUCCUCAUUUUCGCCAAAUAACCCUCCGAAAGUUAUUGCGGUGAAGUGGGAAAAGUCACUGGACGAUAUAGAGAAGGAGCUGUUGUGCUUGCCCCAGUCGGUCCGCUACGUAGAGAUUUGUUAA
This is a messenger RNA of Plasmodium coatneyi, 2136 nucleotides long. RefSeq lists its product as uncharacterized. The transcript has 2 exons. The record is from RefSeq and is a predicted model, not a curated record. The coding region runs from base 1 to 2136 and encodes 711 amino acids. NCBI's taxonomy places the organism in Eukaryota, Apicomplexa, Aconoidasida, Haemosporida, Plasmodiidae.